Cucurbita pepo subsp. pepo (vegetable marrow) is the source of this 1355-nucleotide messenger RNA. RefSeq names its product cinnamyl alcohol dehydrogenase 1. Gene Ontology annotation, molecular function: oxidoreductase activity, acting on the CH-OH group of donors, NAD or NADP as acceptor; zinc ion binding. The record is from RefSeq and is a predicted model, not a curated record. NCBI's taxonomy places the organism in Eukaryota, Viridiplantae, Streptophyta, Magnoliopsida, Cucurbitales, Cucurbitaceae.
CACAUUUCACCAACUCUGUUUCUCUUUCCCUUCCAUUGCUUCAUCCAUAUUCUUCCUCUGUUCCAAGAAAAUGGGAAGCAUUGAAGAACAGAGGACUGUAACAGGGCUCGCCGCCAAAGACCCAUCCGGGAUUCUGUCUCCCUACACUUAUACUCUCAGAAACACCGGCCCUGAAGAUGUUUUCAUUAAAGUGAUUUGCUGUGGAGUAUGCCACUCUGAUCUUCACCAAAUCAAAAAUGACCUCGGCAUGUCCAAUUAUCCGAUGGUUCCUGGACAUGAGGUGGUCGGAGAAGUGGUGGAGGUUGGGUCGGAUGUUGGUCGGUUUAGAACAGGGGAGUUGGUCGGAGUUGGGUGUAUUGUUGGAUCUUGUUCGAGUUGUAAUCCUUGCAAUUCCGAUAAGGAGCAGUAUUGUAACCGGAGAAUCUGGAGUUAUAAUGAUGUGUAUCAUGAUGGCCGUCCCACCCAAGGCGGGUUCUCCUCCGCCAUGGUCGUUCACCAAAAAUUUGUGGUGAAAAUCCCAGAAGGGAUGUCGCCGGAGCAGGCGGCGCCGCUGUUGUGCGCCGGAGUGACAGUGUACAGCCCGCUGAGUCACUUUGGGCUGAAACAGAGUGGACUCAGAGGCGGAAUUUUGGGGCUAGGCGGCGUGGGGCAUAUGGGUGUGAAAGUGGCGAAGGCUCUGGGUCACCACGUGACGGUGAUAAGCUCGUCGGAGAAGAAGAGGGUGGAGGCUCUGAAAGAUCUCGGCGCCGAUGAGUACUUGGUUAGCUCCGACAGUACUCAAAUGGAACGAGCCAUUGAUUCGCUGGAUUACAUCAUUGACACAGUCCCUGUUUUUCAUCCUCUCGAGCCGUAUCUGUCUCUCCUGAAACUCGACGGCAAAUUGAUCUUGAUGGGCGUUAUUAAUAAGCCAUUGCAAUUCGUUUCCCCUGUUCUUAUGCUCGGGAGGAAGACGAUUACAGGGAGCUUCAUCGGAAGCAUGACGGAGACGCAAGAAGUGUUGGAUUUCUUCAAAGAGAAGGAGCUGACCUCCAUAAUUGAAGUGAUAAAGCUCGAUUACAUUAACGACGCGUUGGAGAGGUUGGAGAAGAACGACGUCAGAUACCGGUUCGUUGUCGAUGUCGCCGGAAGCAAGUUACCUCAGUGAUGCUGAUCGGCACCAGCCGGAGAAUCUCAGGAGAGAAGACACAGAGUUAUGAUUUACUUUGGGUGGUUGGAGAAAUUCUAAAUGCUUUGUGUACUAUGAGCUUGAACUUGAACGAACAUGUUUUUUUUUUUUGGUUUCAUGAAAUUGUUUUGAACAUGUUCUUGUAGUUUUAUGGGAUUGUUUCAUAAUAAAUGAAAGUAUUUACAAACGA